AUGAAGUGGGUGGUCGUAACGGCCGUUGUGUCGUUACUGGUUGUCCGGACGUUGAAAGAGCUGCUGGGGCGGCCUCAGAGUCGCCAAAGCAGCCAAGCCGGUGAGGGAGCCCCCCCGCUGGUGCCGUUGGAUUCGGUGGGUGCCCGGGAAGAAGCCGGCCAAGCUGCUGCGGCCUCUGCGGUGGGGGAGAGAAGGGAAGAAGAAGAAGAAGAGGAGGAGGAGGAGGAGGAGGAGGAGGAGGAGGAGGAGGAGGAGGAGGAGGAGGAGGAGGAAGAGGAGGAGGAGGAAGAGGAGGAAGUGCCGGUGGUAAGUUCACCAAAGUAUCUCCACGUCGAAGGUGUUGUGAAUGCUAUGUAA
Molecule: messenger RNA, 357 nt
Organism: Cladophialophora psammophila CBS 110553
Lineage: Eukaryota; Fungi; Ascomycota; Eurotiomycetes; Chaetothyriales; Herpotrichiellaceae
Exons: 2
Coding region: 1-357 (118 amino acids)
Source: RefSeq, a predicted model, not a curated record